CUUAUAUUCUGCAGGUUGUCCUCCUCCUCCUCCGUCUCCUUCUCCUCCUCCUCCUCCUCCUCCUCCUCCUCCUUGCAUCCCUCUUCCACCUCUUCCAGUGUAUCAAAAGCCGGCAAGGAAGAAGGAGGAAGAGGAAGAAGAGGAAGGAGUUGAAAUACACAGUCCCGACUACAUCAGCACCUUCUACUACAACAACCACCACCACCGCCAGGAUGACCAACCCACUACGACCACUACUACUACUACUAUUCCUAACCACUACUACUAUUGCCACUACCACCACUCCACGACCAUGCCCAGCAACGACUAUCCCGCCUGCUCCAACGACUACCACUACUACAGCUGCUACUGGGGCCUCUAACUUGGGAUUGCAACUACUCCAGAAACUUGUCGAACCUAUCACUUCUAACACUACUCAGAACACUCUUAUUUCCCCUUAUAGUAUUUGGGUGGUUUUAGCGCUGGUUUACAUAGGUUCAGAAGGAAACACGGAGAAGGAGUUGAGGGAAGCUUUAGGAUUGACGCAGAAGACCGGAACGACCGCCCUCCUGAAGCAGUAUGAGACGAGCGUGAAUGGCCUCGGCGUGCAAGACUCAGAGAUAUCACUGGAUUCUGCGACAAGACUUUACGUGGACGACAAACUCCCUCUCGCUUGCUGUAAGGUUGAAUUAGCCGAUGAACUCGUGAGCCUCGACCUGAGUAAGACGGAGCUCGCUGCAAAAACCAUCAACAACUUCGUAAACACUACCACAAAAGGUCUAAUUCCAAGCAUCAUUGAUCCUCCCCUACUCGCGGGCAAUACUAAGAUGGUCGCUGUUGGCGCUGUGUAUUUCAAGGGGGCUUGGCGGUACCCUUUCAAGGCCGCGCUCACCGAACGUCGGCCAUUCCAACUUCUGGGAGGGGAGGAGGUCAUGGUGGAUACAAUGAGGAGAAAUGACGUUCUGAUUGGGAGGGCCCUCGUUUGUGAACUCAGCGCUGAGGUUGUUCAACUCCCUUACUCCACCGGCUUGGUCAACAUGACGAUCUUGCUUCCAAACGAAAACUCUCCCAGCGACUUUACAAGAACCCUGAACGCCCUCAACAUGAACACACUCAGAGCGGCUUGGUCAAAAUUGGAUUACGACGUCUACGAUAUCACCUUGCCCAAGUUUGAGGUCAGGUCUGAGUUUGCUGAGGAUAUGAAAUCGGCAUUAAAGACUCUGGGGAUCAGUGAUGUGUUCGACAGUGCCCACGCUAACCUGACUUCGUUUAAUGAGAACUUAUUCGUUAAACACUUCAUCCACAAGACGGUCGUGAAGGUGGACGAGGAGGGGACGGAGGCGGCAGGAGCAACAGCGGCGGUUAUUGUGACCAAGAUCGGGAAGAUUGUGUUCGUAAAUAGUCCCUUUAUUUACCUUAUUCAUGACAGUGAGACCAUUUUCUUCAUCGGUACUUAUAUGAAGCCGUAGAGAGAGUGGGUGUCGGGGGUUGCCUUCUUGGGUUUUCUCUUCGAUUUUCUUUGUUUUUCUUCAUUGGUAACUUUUUUUAUGAAGCUGUAGAGAGACUGUGUGUUGGUUUGUUUGUUUUUUCUUCUUUGUUUUUCUUUGUUUGUCUUUAUUUUCUUUUCCUUCUUCUUCCCGUCUUUAUUUUCUUCCUUUUUCUUCUUGUUUAUCUUCUUCUUAUCAUUGUUUUUCUUCCCUGUCUUCUUUUUUUGUUCCUGUUCUUUUCCUUCGUUCUUGUUGUCUUCUUCUUCUUCUUCUUCUUCCUCGUGUUCACUCUCUCCUUGUUCUUCUUCCUCCUCUUCCUUCUUCUUCUCCUUCCUCCUCCUCUUCUUUCUUCUCUUCCUUGUAGAUCUCGUUCUUCUUCUUCAUCCUCCUCCUGUUCUUCUUCUUCCUCUCCUUCUUGUGAUUCUUCUUCCCCCUCCUCCUCCUCCUCCUCUUCCUCACCUUCCUCCCUUUCCUCUACUUCCUCCUCUUAUUGUUCUUCCUCCAUUUCUUUCUUGUGUCUCAUCCUCUUCCUCCUCCUCCUUUCAAUCAAUCAAUCAUCAUUUUUUCUUCCGCCAUCUUCUCAUCCCUAAUCAUGUUUUCCUCCUCCUCUCUCUCACGCGGCUUUGUUUUGUUUUGGUAAUGUUGUUGAUUUUCAGUAUUUUUAACGGAGUAACUAUUGUGAUUCUUCUUUUUCUUAUUAUUAUUGCGAAUGUUGUUGUUUAAUGUUGUUGCUUUUUACCAUAGACUUAAUUCACGGUUGUUGUUGCUAUUGUGUAUGUGUUUUGAAAGGCCAAUUGUCAUUUAGUGUUUUAAAAGGCUUUGGGCCAUUUAGUGUGUUUUAAAAGGCUUUGGGCAUCUUAAUAUAUGUUAAUUAUGAAAUCUUAUUGUAUUGAGAGAGUUUAGAGCCAUUUAGUGAGUUUUAAAAGGCUUUGGGCAUCCUAGUAUAUAUGUUAAUCAUGAAAUCUUACUGUAUUGAGAAAGUUUAAAGCCAUUUAGUGUGUUUUAAAAGGCUUUGGGAUCUUAAUAUAUACGUUUAAUAUGAAAUCUUACUGUGUUGAGAAAGUUUAGAGCCAUUUAGUGAGUUUUAAAAGGCUUUGGGCAUCUUAAUAUGUCAAUUAUGAAAUUUUACUGUAUUGAGAAAGUUUAAAGCCAUUUAGUGUGUUUUAAAAGGCUUUGGGAUCUUAAUAUAUACGUUUAUUAUGAAAUCUUACUGUAUUGAGAAAGUUUAGAGCCAUUUAGUGUGUUUUAAAAGGCUUUGGGCAUCCUAAUA
Molecule: messenger RNA, 2736 nt
Organism: Eriocheir sinensis (Chinese mitten crab)
Lineage: Eukaryota; Metazoa; Arthropoda; Malacostraca; Decapoda; Varunidae
Product: serine protease inhibitor 42Dd-like
Exons: 6
Coding region: 213-1448 (411 amino acids)
Molecular function (GO): serine-type endopeptidase inhibitor activity
Source: RefSeq, a predicted model, not a curated record